AUGACGCUCGGGGUGGUUAUGCUCGUUUAUUUUGUACUGCUCGUUGACACGGAGGCAGAUCAAAAAGGCAUAAAAUGUGGAGGCAUCCUUUCUGCGCCGUCCGGCAACCUAUCCAGUCCAAACUUCCCAGACUUCUAUCCAUUCAACAUCCUCUGUUCAUGGCUCAUUGUUGUACCGGAAGGUUCUUCAGUGCUGCUGACAUUCCACUACUUUGAGUUAGAGUAUCACACCAGCUGCGCCUACGAUCACAUCAAGAUCUACAAUGGCGUGGCCGGUGACGAGGGCAACCUACUAGGGACCUUCUGCGGUGAUGCACCCCCACCAGCCUUUACCUCAUCCUGGAAUGUCAUGUCAAUCAUCUUUCGGUCUGAUCGUCACGUAGCGCACAGGGGCUUCAGUUUGGGCUACAGGAAAGACAUGUGCGGCGGUGUACUAACGGGCCUGUCGGGCGUCAUCUCAAGCCCGGGUUACCCGGCUGAGUACAGCAAUGACGCUGACUGCACGUGGCUCAUUCGUGUGUCCAACAGCAGCGCCGUCACUCUUCUUUUCCUGGAUUUCCAGAUGGAAAAUAACGAAGGCUGCCACUUUGACUAUGUGGCCCUGUUUGACGGCCCCACCGUGACGCAUCACCACCUGGGGACGUACUGCGGGACCGACAAACCCCCCACUACCGUCACCACAGCCAACCAGCUGCUGCUCGUCUUCAAAUCAGAUUUCAACAUCGGGGGACGAGGCUUCAAGGCGUACUACUACUCUGGAGAAUGCCAACAGGUGCUGUCGGACGUGGGCGGCAACUUCAGCAGCCCUAAUUUCCCGCACAUCUACCCGAACAACAUCAACUGCCACUGGAGCAUAUCGCUAGCAGCUGGCUACCGUAUCAAGCUCUUUUUCCCUGUGAUGGACCUGGAGGGCCGCAACAGCCUGACUGAUGCAUGCGACUACGACUGGGUGGCCGUGUACGACGGUGAACGCCAGGCAGUGGAUGCGAUGCUGGGACGUUGGUGCGGCGCCGAGAGACCACGAUCACUCGUCUCUCGAGGCAACAAGAUGCUGGUGGUUCUUAGCACGGACAGAGACAAGGCGCACAGAGGCUUCACCGCUUCUUAUCUCGGAGUGGUGCCUGUGAAUGUGAGCUGCACCAGGUCAGAGUUCACCAUCCUGAUACCUCAGAAGUCAUUACCCCAGCUGGACCGUGAACGCAUCUAUCUGGGCAACCCCUCGUGCACCGCCCAACUGACAGCCACUUCUUACAAAAUCCUUGCACAGUUUGUUAACUGUGGCACAGCCAGCCAGAAGCACCGUAACGUUACCAUGCUGGUCAACAAGCUCUACAUUGAUUUCUCCGAUGGCGAACGGAACAAUGUGCAGGAGUACAAGGUGCAGUGUGACGCAAUGCGCAAGUUGGCCUCAGCGUCCAUCGUCUCAGUGGAGGAGCGUCGGCUGGAGGAGGAGGCAAUGCAGGUCGACGCUGCCGGCGUAGGGCCUGAAGUGGUGUUCGCUGAGGCCGAGCCCCACGAUCUCAGCGAUAUUGUCUUCAUCAGUAUCUGCGUCCUGGCAGUCAUCCUCAUGGUGAUUGCCAUCGUCUGGCUCGUCUUGCUUUAG
This is a messenger RNA of Nerophis lumbriciformis (worm pipefish), 1602 nucleotides long. The record is from RefSeq and is a predicted model, not a curated record. NCBI's taxonomy places the organism in Eukaryota, Metazoa, Chordata, Actinopteri, Syngnathiformes, Syngnathidae.